CUGCCCCGACGGGGGGGCUGGGGCUCGGCCCGCCCUCCUCCCCUCCCUCUCUCCCAAUUUCUCCUUCCUCCCGUGCCCCAGCCCCUCGGCCGGGCCAGGCGAGGCAGGAGCGGCCGCUCCCGGUGCCCAUCCCGCUCCCCCCGGGGAUGCGGCAGCCCCGGAGCGCUGCCCCUGGGAACGCUGCCCGGCUGAGGGGCACCGGAGGGCACCAUGAGCGGCGGCAGGUUCGAUUUCGAUGAUGGAGGCGCCUACUGCGGGGGCUGGGAGGGGGGCAAAGCCCACGGGCAUGGCAUCUGCACCGGCCCCAAGGGCCAGGGCGAGUACUCGGGCUCCUGGAACUACGGCUUCGAAGUGGUGGGCAUAUACACGUGGCCCAGCGGCAACACCUACGAAGGCUACUGGUCCCAGGGCAAGAGGCACGGGCUGGGAAUCGAGACCAAAGGACGGUGGGUUUACAGAGGCGAGUGGACCCACGGCUUUAAGGGACGGUACGGCGCGAGGCAGAGCAUGAGCAGCGGAGCCAAAUACGAGGGCACCUGGAACAACGGCCUGCAGGAUGGCUACGGCACCGAGACCUACGCUGAUGGAGGCACGUACCAGGGCCAGUUCACCAACGGCAUGCGGCACGGCUACGGCGUGCGCCAGAGCGUGCCCUACGGCAUGGCCUCGGUGGUGCGCUCACCUCUGCGCACCUCGCUGUCCUCGCUGCGCAGCGAGCACAGCAACGGCACCCUGCCCCAGCAGGACUCCCCCGCCGCCCACCCCGAGAGCCUGCCCCUCUCGCCCACCAUCACCCGCGGCGGCUUCGCCCUCAGCCUCUACGGCGACGCCGAGGCCGGCAAGCCCAAGAAAGGGGGGCUCUUCCGCAGGGGCUCCCUGCUGGGCAAGCUGAAGAAGUCCGAGUCCAAGUCGUCCCUGGCCAGCCAGAAGAGCCGCGUCAGCUUCCUCAAGAGCGAGAGCGGGAUCAGCUCGGCUGCCAGCGACGCCACCUCCACCGUCAGCCUGGGCGAGGGCGCCGAGGGCGAGGAGUACACCCCCUUCGAGUCCGACAUCGACGCCACCACCACCGAGACCUACAUGGGCGAGUGGAAGAACGACAAGCGCGCCGGCUUCGGCGUCAGCGAGCGCUCCAGCGGGCUCAAGUACGAGGGCGAGUGGCUGGACAACCUGCGGCACGGCUACGGCUGCACCACGCUGCCCGACGGCAAGAAGGAGGAGGGCAAGUACCGCCACAACGUCCUCGUCAAGGGCAUGAAGAAGCGAGUGAUACCCCUCAAGAGCGCCAAGAUCCGGCAGAAGGUGGACAGGAGCGUGGAGGGGGCUCAGAGGGCCGCGGCCAUCGCCCGGCAGAAGUCGGAGAUUGCGGCGUCCAGGACAGCUCAUGCCAAAGCCAAGGCUGAGGGGUCUGAGCAGGCAGCUCAGGCAGCCAACAACGAGUCGGGCAUAGCCAGAAUGAUGGCCAGGGAGCUCUCCCCAGACUUCUACCAGCCAGGCCCCGAGUACCAGAAGCGGAAGCUGCUGCAGGAGAUCAUCGAGAACGCGGAGCACGCGGUCAACAUGGAGGAGGAGGCGCCGCGGCCCGAGGGAGCCCCGCCGCCCCCCACGCCGCCCGAGAGCCCCCAGCUCCACGAGCCCGAGGAGCCGCCGCGCCGCGCCAGCCCGUCCCCCAGCCCCGCCGCCACCCCUCCCGAGGCCAAGCGCGCCAAGGCGGCCGCCCGGCAGGACGGUGCCCUCCGUCUGGGCAGCUGGGCCGAGGCGGGCGGCGGGAGCCCCGCGCCCCCCGAGGGUGAGGCCCGUCCGGCCUCGCGGGGCCGGGCCCGCCCCGCCGAGCAGAUGGAGAUCGGGCCGCUGCAGCGCAUGGCGCUCGAGCCCGACGUCGAGCUCUUCAAGGGCUACCACAGCUACGCCGUCCGCACCUCCCCGGUCACCCCCGCCACGGACUAUGAGGAGGAGCAGUUCCCCGAGCGUGAGCCGCCCUCCCCGGAGCCCCGGGGGGACCCUCAGCGCCGGGGGGGCACCCCUGCCCCGCCGCAGGAGCGGGAGGAGAAGCCGGCGGCCGUGGCGGAGGCCAAGCCGGAGCCGCCCCGGCCCAAGGAGCCGCAGCAGCGCCCCAGCCCCGAGCGCAGGCCCACGGGCCGGGCUGAGGACAGGAAGACUGAGGCCAGGGCACCGGGGCGGACGGAGCCCAAGGCGGGGGCCAAGCGGAGCCCGGCAGCAGUGGUGGCAGCACAGAAGGUGGAGGAGUGCGAAGAGGGACCUAACACAAUCGUGAUCUGCAUGGUCAUCUUACUGAACAUUGGUCUGGCCAUCCUAUUUGUGCAUUUUUUGACAUGAUGAGCCUGUCAAACAAGGCGUUGCUGCUGAUGGAGACCUCAGACCUUGGCGGGGAUUAAAGCUCAGCCACCUGGAAACACCUAAGAGGAGGACUUGAGAUCCCAAGGUUGCACGGCAAACAUCAACCUUAAACGAGAGCACCUGAAGAUCGGUUCAGUCUCCUGCUCCCAGGCUGUGGCUGGCCUCUGCAAUCUACCAAGGAAAAGCCAGGAUUUCUGCACUGUGGUCUCCUUCUCUUCUUUGUAUAAAAUAGCAGUUGCCUUAAAUUAUUCUCACCAAAGCCAUCAACUGUCCUGCCAUGCCGGGGAUGAGGGAUUUAUCUGUAGCUGUAGGAAAACGAGUGAGAAGGUCUCAUGCGUGCACACUGAUGUGUUUUGUAACUCCCCUGGCUGACUCGGUGUCAGGGAUUUUCCAAAGGUUCUCAUCCAUGGCGUGGAGAUGAAGCAACCAGAAUGACUCCUGAGAGCCGCGCCAUGGCCAGGGGUGGACGAUGUCACCCUCCGUGCUUGGAAGUCAUCCAAAGGGAUGAACAAAAAGUCUUUUCCUUUCCCCCGCCCCCGCCGUCACCUGGAGUCAUUUUCCACGUAUGGAGGACUGAGAGGGGGAGCAAGUUGAAAUUGGGCUUGUUGAAGUGUAACCCGAGUCCUGCCCAUGCCGGCCGGCGCUUCGCGGACGGGGCCGCGGGUGGGGUGCGAGGGACUGGUGGAUCCGAGGCUGUUGGUGCAUGUGGGGGUGCUGUGGGUGGAGAUGGUGCCUGUUUUGGGAGCAGGCACCGUCUGAGUGUCCUCCUGCCACCAGCAGUGCUCUGCACAGAAGCGUCUUGCAGUUGGUGGCUUCCCGCUGUAACGGGAAAAGGAAGUACGUGUGAUGAAUUGGUCCCUUUACCCCCUUUUGUCAAUGAAAAUGUUGCAAGUUACAGUAAAAAGGAGGUACUUGCUGAAAAUACCUCUGUAUGCCUGCAGGUUCCUCCCCCUGGGCUCUCACUGCAUGGAGAGAACAGACUUCCCAGCCAGAGGAUGCAGGGUGGCUGUCGUGGGAGAGGUUACCUUAUUCCUGACAGAAAAAAGGUGCAGAGACACGAGUGACUCCAGUGUAUUUGGGUGCUGGGCUCAGACAUAGGAGGCAUCCAGGCUGUCAGCAGGGGCAGAGUACAGUGGGCAGUUCUAGCUGUUGUGUGUGCGAGGCUGAGGCCUGGGCGAUUUGCACCGAUUUUCCCAAAGCUGUGACAGGGAGUGACCUUUGGAAGGAGAUUUUUCCACCAUGAUCUGCUCUGAUCUUUAGCAGUGCGAGCUUGGAAAGUCGGCACAGAUGAAGUUGCAGUUUAGUGUGAGGCUGAGUGCUUGGACAUGUUUCUUUCUUUCUUUUAAGAGCAAUGUGUAUUUUCUAUCCCUUUUUAAGAUAAUCGGAGAUGUUGUUUAUAGUUGGUUGUGCACCUCUGUGUAUCCUGAAGUCCCACAGCACAGGACUGGGUGGGAAAACCUUGUUGGACUGGAAGAAAUGGGGAAAUGAUGGUUAAGGAAAAAAACAGGUGCCCAGUCUGCUCCAAAGGUCAAGAGAUGGGGUGGCAGACAUGCAGGGGUUUACACUGACUGGAGACACAGGGCAAAACCUGCCCGAUUUAUCUACUCUAGCUAUGGCAUAAGAGAGUGAGAAUAAUUCAGUACUUUUCUUUGUGAACCAAUUUUAUUUUUUAACCUUAUUCAGCUCAGGAACUUUGCCACAGUAGCAAAUACGUGGUGUUAACUGUGGGAGAAGUGAAUGUGAUCCCUAAAAGCCAUGUGGCUGUACCAGUCCUGAGAAAGCUGUGCAGCACCAUCUACGCUUCCACAGAGCAUAGCUUAGUAGCAAUUUGCUUCUUUUCUUUUUUUUUUUUUUCCUCUUUUCUUAAGUAUAAAUGUAUUGCAAACCCCAGGCUCUGCUGCCUUUGAGGUUUUAUCUCAGUUUGCUGGCAUUCACUUGCCAGCUCUGCAGUUUCAGUAUGCCAACUGCUUUUAUUCACCACCAAGACAAUUUCCAUCCAGAGACCUGAGGGGCUUUUAUUUAUCACUAAGCACAAAAAUGGAUCUUUUUCAGCAGUGCUAAGGUAAUUCCCCCUCCCCCCCAAUUUUUUAUGCAUGUGAUAUGCACUCAGUAAUGUGCUUUCCUCCUAGUAACCUUCUGAGAAAAGGUGGUAGAUUUGCUUUUAUGUGACAUAUAACUAUAUCCAUAUUGCACUGAGGUAUGGAUAUAUACACACAGAGAGAGAGCCCCUUAGGGAUUUCAUUUCCUUAGAUGCAAAAUACCAGAUUUACCUCAAACUGCAUGCUUUCAAAACUGACUAGGAUAUGGCGUUAUACUUUUCAGGUCUUACAGAGAUGCAGAUACCUUUCACUCUUCACACAAAGAUACCUUCAGCACAGAUUUCGCAAGCUGUUUACUACGAUCUGUGUACUACUGUCCGGAGUUUUCUGUCGGUUGUUCUGCUGGAUUACGUGCAAUAAUAAACAGUUAUCUGCUCACUUUA
Myiozetetes cayanensis is the source of this 4837-nucleotide messenger RNA. RefSeq names its product junctophilin 2 (gene JPH2). NCBI's taxonomy places the organism in Eukaryota, Metazoa, Chordata, Aves, Passeriformes, Tyrannidae. Gene Ontology annotation, cellular component: plasma membrane; endoplasmic reticulum membrane; sarcoplasmic reticulum. The transcript is spliced from 6 exons. The record is from RefSeq and is a predicted model, not a curated record. The coding region runs from base 211 to 2334 and encodes 707 amino acids.